AGAUGACAGCUCUAUAUAUACGCUCAUCCGGGGUAUAACACGCUACCCUAAUUUUAACAGUCCGUCCUCUGGAAUUUCGUCCCUGGGUCCGGCCUUUCUGAGUCCUCCUUCUUUUCUACUCGCAGGGGAAGUCGGAAAAAGCCUCCAUCAUGGGUGAAGAGAAACAGAAGCUGCUCACGCGUGAGCGGAAGCAGCAAAUCCUGACUAAGAUGAUGAAGAAGGCUGUAGCCGAGGCUCGUGUGGAGCUCGAGGCUAAAGCCGAGGCGAAGAGGCAAUACCUUGCGGACAAGGUCCCACCCAUCAGCACGUCCGGCCUGGGUCAUGACGAGUUGGAGGAGCUGUGCCGCAGGCUGCAUGCUCAGAUCACAAAGGCCGAGGAGGAGAAGUACGACGUGGAGCAGAAGGUCGAAAUCAACGACAAGGAGCUCGCUGACCUGACCCAGAGGAUGUAUUCUCUUACUGGCAAAUUCAAGAAGCCCCAGCUGAAGCGGGUGCGCUUGUCUGCUGACAAGAUGCUGAAGGCUUUGUUGGGCUCCAAGCACAAGUGCUCCAUGGACUUCCGUGGAAACCUGAAGGCUGUGAAGAAGGAGCCCAAGCCCAUUGCCAAGGCGGAGGACUGGCGUGAGAACAUCGAGAAGGCGGGAGAGAGGAAGUCCAAGUUUGAGGGCGAAGGGGAAGCACCAGCAGAAUAAGGUGACCACUUGUACGUCUGAAGUAAGACGAGAGAGACAGCAGCGCUCGUGUAGUACCUCCACACAAGCAGUAUACGGCACGGAAGAUUCAGUACUAGACAUGUAUUACUGUAACAGACAAUGUAGUUUCAAUGACGACGAAAUGGCGCCGCUUCACACAAUGUCAGAUGUAUUAAAAAGAUAAAAACGCGAAAAGGAUAAAAACAAAAUGUAUAAACGGACUCCUGUAAGUACUUGUGCAGUAGAAGUAGUAGUGUUCAAUGUUGUAGCCUGCCUCUUGUCGUAUGUUUGUAUUUGUCCGGUUAUAGUUCAGUAAGGUCAAGUGAUCGAAAUAAAAACAAAAUGGCGCCCGACCUUGAUUUCCGCGUAAUAGUGGUCACUUACCAGGAAAUCAAGCGAAGGAAAAUAGAACCAGCAAUAUAAAGGAACGACAUUCAAUCAAAAUAAGGAAAUAUGAUUUAAACGUACCAACAAUCUUUACAGUAAAGUUUCCUCGUGUGCAUGGAAUGUGUGCAACAGUUUGAAGCGUUUUUCUCCAGCAACUUUGGCGUUUUUACGCUAUUAUUGUAGAAGCAAAAUUUCAGCAUGCGUGUUUUUAAAAGUAGAUUAGUCAAUAUAAAAAAUACACACAAAAAGAAAGAAAAUGAGGGUACGAGUUUUGGCAUCUGUUGCUGCAAAGGACUCACAGCAACACAUCGAAAAAGAAGGCAAAGAGCAAGUGCGUUUUGCAAAGGAUGAUGGUUGGCGAGACGGCCUUCUGUGAUUACGAGUGGUGGUUGUAAAGAAAACAAGAAAGUAGGGAAAUUUCCCCUGAAGUCUAAUUAAGAGUCUGCCUCUGGCCAAAAUGGUCGUGUUUAAAAUGACUUGAUGAUUAUCUUUCCUUCGCUUGACAAUAUGUUUGUUCUUCGGUAUUAGCAGAAGGUCAAUAAUGACUUUCCUUGAACCCGAGGAGAAGUGGCUGAAGUCGUGUGGAUGAUGUGAAGAUCAUGACAAAUCACUCCCAAAACUUAGAUUAGUUUGGAUGGUUUUCGGAGUGACUGUAAUAAAGUGUUACUUUUCUGGAAA
Branchiostoma floridae (Florida lancelet) is the source of this 1757-nucleotide messenger RNA. RefSeq names its product troponin I, fast skeletal muscle-like. Lineage: Eukaryota; Metazoa; Chordata; Leptocardii; Amphioxiformes; Branchiostomatidae. The record is from RefSeq and is a predicted model, not a curated record. The transcript has 8 exons. Gene Ontology annotation, biological process: muscle contraction. Bases 150 to 692 code for a protein of 180 amino acids. Gene Ontology annotation, cellular component: troponin complex.